Tarenaya hassleriana is the source of this 646-nucleotide messenger RNA. RefSeq names its product auxin-responsive protein IAA30-like. Gene Ontology annotation, cellular component: nucleus. The transcript is spliced from 3 exons. Lineage: Eukaryota; Viridiplantae; Streptophyta; Magnoliopsida; Brassicales; Cleomaceae. The record is from RefSeq and is a predicted model, not a curated record. Gene Ontology annotation, biological process: regulation of DNA-templated transcription. The coding region runs from base 25 to 507 and encodes 160 amino acids. Gene Ontology annotation, molecular function: protein binding.
GCCUAGAGAGAGAGAGAGAGAGAAAUGGGGAGAGGGAGAAGCUCGUCGUCGUCGUCGAUAGAGAGUAGCAGCAAGAGCAACCCAUUCUGGAUGAGCCGGAACCUGAGUACGGACCUGAGACUCGGACUGAGUUUCGGGUCGUCGACGGCGAUGAAGUACGAGGAGGAGGAGGAAGAAGAAGAGGCGGUGGAGAUGGAGGAGGAGGAAGAGAGAGAGUGUAGCAGCGUUGGGAGCUUAUACGUGAAGGUGAACAUGGAGGGUGUUCCCAUCGGAAGAAAGAUCGAUCUCUUCGCUCUCGCUGGUUAUCACCACCUUAUCACUACUCUCGAUCUCAUGUUCGACACCUCCAUCCUCUGGGCGGAAGAGGAAGAGACAUGCAGCGAGAAGACACACGUGCUAACGUACGCCGACAAGGAAGGCGACUGGAUGAUGGUUGGCGAUGUCCCUUGGGAGAUGUUCUUGUCAAGUGUGAGAAGAUUGAAGAUCACGAGGGCUUACCACUAUUGACUUCUACGUGCAAGUGGAAGAACUCUUUUACGUUUUGUGGGUUCAUUUUUUUUUUUUGGGAAAUAUAAGUAAUGUACAAUGGAAUCUUAGGUAGGAGGAUGAACAAAUACAUUUGACCCACUCUGUAAAAAAAAAAAAA